GCUACGCAUAUCGCGCACACGUGACCAGUCAUCCAUAUCUCGUCCUUUUUUAUUUACCUGUAGUGACGGCAAUUAAAUGCUGAUAAAUCAUAUACUUACCUGGUAUUUGGUUUUGGACCCUCAUCGUGAUCAAAGGAUUGCAUAACUCGUAAUUAUUUUAGAAACAUGGAUUAUCUUACAAAGAAGUGGAAAUAUUGGUAUUCCUAUCUAGAUGUAAACAAAGAUGGCAUGAUUUCUUUCGAUGACGUCGAGGAGUGCCGAAAGAAAUUCGCAGAACUCCACGGCCUGAAAGACGACAAAGCCAAAUCCGUCAAAGUAGAUAUCGAAAAAUGGUGGAACAAGUAUAUAUUCCGAUCAGGGGCCGGAAAAGAAUUAAGCGAAAAGGACUUCCUUGACAUUUUGACCGCCGAUUACAAAAAGGACAAGGCAAAGUUCAAGAAGAGCAUUGAAGAGUGUUUCACCGAGGUUUUCAAGGUCAUCGAUAUCGACAAGGACCGAACCAUUGACCUGGACGAGUUCCUGUACGCCUUCAGGGCGUUUGGUCACGACGACGACGCGAUCCUGACAACAGUGUUCAAAUCCUACAAGGCAUCCAAUGAUAAAGUUCCCAUGAAGCAGUUGGUAGAUUCCUGGGUCCAGUUCGUGUGUGACGAGGACAGCACGAAAAAGGACGUGCUGAAGGAGGCCUUUGAAAAGGGAAUGUAAUGAAUCAUCCAAUACAUUUUCCGUGUAUGGCUGCGAAUGUGAUCUUCCUUUGAAUGUGUUGUAUUAAUAAAUAAUGAAGACAUAAAUUUUUGAUCUCUAGAAAAUUUAAACAGUGUAGAUUUUUUUUACAAA
Messenger RNA from Magallana angulata, 837 nucleotides. Its product is annotated as sarcoplasmic calcium-binding protein-like. NCBI's taxonomy places the organism in Eukaryota, Metazoa, Mollusca, Bivalvia, Ostreida, Ostreidae. Bases 166 to 705 code for a protein of 179 amino acids. The record is from RefSeq and is a predicted model, not a curated record. The transcript is spliced from 2 exons. Gene Ontology annotation, molecular function: calcium ion binding.